AUGAACGAGAAAGGCAUUCACGUGGAUCCCGCUAAAAUCGAAGCCGUCAAGAAUUGGAUUGCACUAAAGUCACCUUCCGAAAUUGGUUCGUUCCUUGGAUUGGCUGGUUACUACCGCCGAUUCAUCUCCAACUUCUCGAAAAUCACUGUUCCACUCACCUUGUUAACCCAAAAUGAUAAACCUUUUAUUUGGGGUCCCGAACAAGAAGAGUCGUUUCAAACACUCAAAGACUUGCUUUGCAAGGCUCCUAUUCUCACUCUUCCCGAUGGUAACAACGCUUUCGUUGUGUAUUACGAUGCGUCUAACCAAGGUCUCAGUUGUGUUCUUAUGCAAUGA
Messenger RNA from Helianthus annuus (common sunflower), 336 nucleotides. RefSeq lists its product as uncharacterized. The record is from RefSeq and is a predicted model, not a curated record. The transcript has a single exon. The coding region runs from base 1 to 336 and encodes 111 amino acids. Lineage: Eukaryota; Viridiplantae; Streptophyta; Magnoliopsida; Asterales; Asteraceae.